This is a messenger RNA of Medicago truncatula (barrel medic), 3322 nucleotides long. RefSeq lists its product as uncharacterized. The transcript is spliced from 10 exons. Gene Ontology annotation, biological process: proteolysis; protein desumoylation. The record is from RefSeq and is a predicted model, not a curated record. Gene Ontology annotation, cellular component: nucleus. Bases 1985 to 3223 code for a protein of 412 amino acids. NCBI's taxonomy places the organism in Eukaryota, Viridiplantae, Streptophyta, Magnoliopsida, Fabales, Fabaceae. Gene Ontology annotation, molecular function: deSUMOylase activity.
UCUUUUCUUUUCAUUUCAUUUCUUCUCCAAAAACCAACCGCCGAUCCCAUUCAUCGCCAUCACCACCGUCGCCAUCACCACCGAUCCCAUUCAUUGCCACAACAGAGUACGAACCACAACAGAGUACGAAUCAGUCACCGUUCGCCGUCUCCGUCGCGCACCAUCGUAACCGGUUGCUCACCAACGCGCUGGACCUGUAACAAACUCCCACCACCGUCGUUCAUCAUCAAUCUUCCGUCACCGUCGUUCACCAUCAACAACACCGUCGUUCACCAAAUCAACACCACCGUCAUUCACCAUCAUCAUCACCACCGUCGUUUUUCGUCAACAUCAUCAUCAUCUUCGCAUUUUCAUCCUUCGCCAUAACCGUCACCGAAACCAAACGCUCACAACUUCGCCGGAAACCGUCACUGUGUUUGCCUUCAUCAGUCGGAAACCGAAACCAAACGCUCACAACCUCGCCGGAAACCGUUGCUGUGUUUGUCUUCAUCACCGGCGCUUUCUUCAUCACCGGAACUCCGUUUUCGCAAAAAGAUGAAAAAAAAAAACAGGUUAACAAAUCUAACGACGGGCCAAUUCCAAACUUCAGUAUUGGACUUACGCAAUUAGAGCAGGAGCAAGCAUCUGAUGAAGAUAAAGGAAAAAAAAGGGUAAAAAGAUGGAAAAGAAGAUGGAAAAAAGGGUUAACAAAUCUGAAGAAGCAAGUUCUGAUGAGGAACAUGGAAAGAAAAACUUGGAUUUAGAGCAACGAUUGAGGCACAAGCUUAGCAUACCUAAGGUCUAUGACCUUAUGAAGUCAAUAGAUGGAAAAAGAAGAAAAGACCAGAUAAUUCAACUUUUGAAUGAGAGUGGGUUUGGAGGAAUGGUUCAUAUAUGCAAAUGGACAAAAAUCCACACAUUCUUUGUGGAAUGGGUUGUCAAACACUUUGAAAAGGAGAAUAUGUGGAUAAGACUGAGCAAGACGGAUGUGCUCCCAUUGACAGAAGAAGAUGUGCACAGAGUGUAUCAUCUCCCAAUGGUGGGGGAGCAGAUCAACAUUAAACUUUGCUCAGAAGCAGCAAUUAAGAGACUCAGGGUAGAGUUAGGAUUGGAUGGUGAUUAUUCUCCAUUUGUCAAGGCGGCAGAGUUGGAGAUAAGAUUGAAUAAAAUGGAGAAACCAAAGGCAUGGGUAAAGGGUGCAAUUUGUCUUAUAAUUCACAACAUGUUGUGCCCCAAUAACAACAGCUUAGUUUCUCUACAUUAUGCUCAAGUAUUAGAAGAGGCUUCAUCUUAUAACUGGUGCUCCCAUGUUCUCCAAUAUAUGAAAGACGGAUUGCAAAAUCCGGAAGUGGCAAAUCCAUUAGCGGACUUCCACUUCCUAAUGAUUAAUUACAUGGAGAAAAUGGGAAAGAGAAGCCCAUUCCUUACUGGAAAAUACAAGUAGCCAUCGCUUCGUGAUUGGGAUGUUAAGUCGGCAAACCAAGACCUUCAGAAGGUGCAUGAGCUUAUGGGGCUGGAUAAAGGAUUGACAGUUGGGGUCAAAAGAGUGCAGAGCACCGAUGAUGGUCUGCUUGUAAUGUGUUUUGAUGCAGAAACAUGUCCACUAUCUAAGGCAGAGGAGCAUCUAAAUUAUUGUAGGGGUUGCAUACGGGUCUACACUAGAACCGCAGAAACCUUGGAGAGGAGAAUAGCUGAGGCAAAUGCUUCUACUUCUGCAAAGAAUGACAUAGUUUCAGCAGAAACAAACACAUCAAAUGAAGAUGAUGAAACUGAGAAGAAUAAGAGUUCAGGUACUUAGAAGGGGGUGGAAGUACCUGAAGCUGAAACUAAAGAUGAUGAAACUGAGGAGAAUAAGAGUUCAGGUACUCAGAAGGGGGUGGAAGUACCUGAAGCUGAAACGAAAGAUGAUGAUGCCAAAAGCAAUGAUGAAAAUGUCGAUGAUGAAGAAGUUGAGAUUGAUGGAAAGAUCAUUGAUGAUUCAGUUAAGGCAGCAUGCAAUGUGGGAAUGACAUUGACACAAGAAACUAUCUUGAAGUUUCCAGAGUUUUUUGAAGCUUCAAAUGCAGGGUUCAAUACAAAUGAUUCAGAGAAUCCAGCUUCAAACGUUGUUAAAGAUGUGACGGAUGGGGAGAAACCUACAAAAUGUGUCUCAAAAGUUGUUACAGAUGCAACUCCACUAAGGUCAGUGAUGCCAGAUGAAAUAAUUAACUUGGACAAUGUGCAAACAGUCACGACAAAGAAAAGAAAGAAGCAUAAUAUGCUUUAUUCUGAUAGCACAUACCCUGAGCGUCGACGUGUAGUGAAGAAAUCGAAGUACCUUGACAGCCCGUAUGAUGACGCUGUCCACGAGUCUACUGCAACUGAGUUGCAGAAAAAUUUAUCAACAUAUGCAUGGAGCUCGGAGCUUGAUCAGGAUGAGCUUCUGUACUGCUCGGAUAACAGGGCUCAUGAUUAUUUUGUGGAAAGGAUAGACUUGUGGUCGCUUCAACAAGACAAAUGGGUGUCAUGCUUUGUGAUCAAUGUCUGGAUCAACUGCUUAAACUGGAAUCAACAAAGAGACAAGAUGACAAGACUGGUUACACCCAUGAUUAACUAUGUUGAACUUGAAAGACCUGGUGCCUUUGACAAAAAUAACCCAGCUGCAUUCACAAGAUUCAUCGAGAGACUAAGCAAGUUCAAGUACUUGGAUUGGAAAGCUAUUGACCCUAACAGUCUAGAAUAUAUCAUGACGCCAGCUUUAAUUGGGGAUCCGGGAAGUCAUUAUGUGUGCUUCGUCGUGAAUUUGAAGAGCCAAAAAUUUGAAUACCUGAACAGCUUGACGGGAGAUAAAUUGCACACCAAGAAUGGCGCACCCACUGUAUACAAGGAUAUGUUUGAUGUUUGGCUGAACGAGGUGGAAGUAUUUGUGGAAGAAAUGUAUAAGACUAGAAAAAUCCGAAUGCCCUUCAAGUUUAGCACAUUUAAGUGGGAUACACCAAGGAUGCCCAAUCAAGUUGAUAAAGACAGUUGUGGAGUCUUCUGCAUGAAAUUUCUUGAUGAAUGGGGAGGUGACAACACGCAACUGGAUUCUUUCAAAGGAUGGUCCAAAAUGAAAAAAAUUGAGAGGGCUGCAAAGAUUAUGGAUCUCAGGAUUGGAAUUUGUUCCACAAUUAUAAGCAACACAAGCAAUUGCAGAAGAAAUCUUGUGGAGAAUAAAGCAAAAAUAUACUAUGAAAAAAAGCUUCAAAAACUUCAAAAACAUUAAAACAUUAAUUUCUUAAUUGUAAUUUCUGUUGAUGAAUUUAUGGACUAGUUUUAAUGUUUUUUUUUUUAUUGACUUUGUAUGGUAAAAUUUAGUUCUUGA